AGGGCAAAGUACAGAGAUGUGCAAUUAUUCAUGCCAUGAAUUUCAUCUCAAGCAAGUGAGAGAGAGAGAAAAAAAAAAUCCAAACCCCACCCAAAACCAAAAAAUAAAGUAGUAGUAUAAUAUAAACAUCAUUUGCUACAACAUUUUUAGGUGACUGAUUCCCACUCUCUCAUUGUAAAAGAAAAGACCCUCUCCUUUCUCUCUCUCUUUUCAUUUCUCUUUUCUUUCACUUUCUCUCUAUAUUUUAUCUUUCUUCUCUCUCUCUCUCUAUGAGACACCUAUAGAGAUUAGAGAAGGGAGGGAGAGCUAGAAGAGAGAGCCAUGAAAAACACCAUAAGAUGCUGCAUCUCUUGCAUUCUACCAUGUGGAGCUUUGGACGUAAUUCGCAUAGUACACUCCAAUGGUCGUGUGGAAGAGAUCAGUGGCACAAUCCGAGCUAGUGAGAUCAUGAAAGCUCACCCUAAACAUGUUCUAAAGAAACCCUCUUCUUCUUCUAACGAGGGUUGUGUCCCAAAGAUUGUGAUAGUCCCUCCUGAUGCAGAGCUUCAACGUGGAAAGAUAUACUUCCUCAUGCCCGUACCGGAAAAAACUCGAUCAAAAUCAUCAUCAACAUCAUCAACCAAAAAGAAAAGAAGGUCAUCAACGACCACAGAGGCCGAGAAUAAUAACAAUGCCAACAACGCUGUUUCAAUGACAAAACUAUUGAUAUCUGAUCAGUACUUGAGUGAAAUCCUCUCAGAGAAGCUUUCCACACAAAGGGAUCGUAGAAGAGGCCGCGUUGGUGUGUGGAGGCCUAACUUAGAGAGCAUCUGUGAGUCACCAAGUGAUGUUUAACGCUGAGCCGGUCGGUUUUUAUUUUUCUUGUCAUUCAUUUUAUGGUUCAAAAUUUGCUAUUUUUUUUUUCACUCUUUUUUUUAUGUUGUACAUAUAGGCAUAGGGUAAAAAAAAAAUAAUGCAAUAGUUUUGUCAUGGUUUGGAAAUUGUGAUGAAGAUAUGAACAGUUUUGGUAGGAUCUGUCAUAAUGAGGUUACGGUUACACGAAUUUGGAUUUGUUUUGAGCUUCAUAUGAGUGUUGAUUAAACGAGGGAUAAAUUCAACGCUGAAAGUUUUGUGAUGUUGCUGAGGAAGAGAUUGAGAGUGAGAGAGAGAAAGAAGGGGUACAAAGCCUUGUGGGUUUGUCUUGCUUUCUAGUUGGAAGUGUCAUCUAGGACAAAAAAAAAUGUUAUUGAGAGGGAUCCCACUUCUACUGUUCAGUAUUUCAUUAUAUGAAUAAAAAUUGGACGUGAUUGUGUUAUUA
This is a messenger RNA of Quercus robur (English oak), 1297 nucleotides long. RefSeq lists its product as uncharacterized. Lineage: Eukaryota; Viridiplantae; Streptophyta; Magnoliopsida; Fagales; Fagaceae. The transcript has a single exon. Bases 322 to 834 code for a protein of 170 amino acids. The record is from RefSeq and is a predicted model, not a curated record.